Fusarium oxysporum Fo47 is the source of this 2655-nucleotide messenger RNA. RefSeq lists its product as uncharacterized. The record is from RefSeq and is a predicted model, not a curated record. NCBI's taxonomy places the organism in Eukaryota, Fungi, Ascomycota, Sordariomycetes, Hypocreales, Nectriaceae. The annotation marks the transcript as partial. The transcript has 5 exons.
AUGUCUUCCCACGACUUGUUUCGCGAGUACCGGGGUCAAAUCGUGUCCCAGAGCUACAAUGCCGGCUUUGUUGCUCUCAGCUACGUCGUCAGCCUGGUCGGCGCUGGCUCGACCCUCGAGCUCAUCAACAGGAGAACUGCAUUCCGGGGUCUCUUCAACCACCUCCUGCUCGUGAGCUCUGCUGUUACCAUGGGCGGAGUAGCCAUCUGGUGCAUGCAUUUCAUCGGAAAUAGAGCCAUCGACCUUGCCAAUGGAGAGCCCGAGAUGCAAAUCGCCUACUCUAGCGGGUACACAGCCGUAUCCUUCUUCAUACCUAUCCUCGUCUUGCUAGCAGCCUUUCUCGCUAUCGGCACCAAUAAUACCGUUUCCUGGUGGAGAGUUAUUGUUGGUGGUGUUCUCUGUGGCACGGCCGUCUGCGGCAUGCACUACCUCGGAAACGCCUCUAUCGAAAACUACACCUGCGUAUAUCGACCAGCUUAUGUUGUCGGAGCUGCCUUUAUCGCUGUCGUUGCUAGCAAUGUUGCGCUCGCCAUGUUUUUCGUCUUCAGAGCCAUGUGGGCUAACGCGUGGUGGAAGCGAGCUAUCUCAGCUGUUUUCCUUGCAGGUGCGGUAUCAGGGAUGCAUUGGUGUGCUGCUAUGGGAACUCAAUAUCGGCUUAAGAACAUCAAGCCUAAAGGCAACGAGCCCUCAAGGAGCGCAACUGUCAUCGUUGUCAUCUGUCUUUCCCUUGGCGCUUGCUUCAUCAUUGCCGUCUCUGCCAUUCUUCGGGCAAGGAAUAUAAGGAAGUCGGCACUCCGAGCCCAACAGAUCACACUAGGCGCAGCCGUCUUUGAUAAUAGCGGUAAAAUCCUCGUCGAUCCCGAUGGAUUCAUUCCCAGCACCGUCGUUACCGACUCCUUCUUGGAAAAGAACGCCAAGGGAGGAUUCGGCAUCGGUCACCCACUUUUCCAGUGGAUGUUCCAAGCGUCGAGAAACUGGGGCAUAAUCUCAAUCCUAGUCGGCGGCAUGAGGCAGCAUGUAUCACAGCUGCCGCACUCGGGCACCCAUAAAGAUAGACGGCGUGGUCUUCAGCUCAUUAGCGAGCACGGCGAGAUGAUUGAGCGGUACGACGUCAUCUUCAGGGAGUUAUUUUGCCUCGCCGCAGUAGCGCUAGCAGACCGACUCAGAGAGGAUCUUACUUCAGUAGGCGUCUUGUGGGAUGAGAUUCUUCCCACAGGAGCAAACGACAAGUGGUCACAGACAGUGCCUCACAAAAACACUCAGGAAAGUCCCGGAUCGGGAAACGGAGGCGUGCACGAAGGCGAACAGGGCGGUGUUGACAUGGCAGAAAAAGGCCUCGAAGCCUGGCAACCAGACUCUGGACUCGGAUCGCUGAUGUUGCUCAUCCGGCGCGUUGAGUCAGACCGAGACGCCGAGCGCUUCGUGUCGGCUGGCUAUCGUUUCGCUGAGCCUCAUCAGGUGAGCGGCAUUAUCAGAUCGAGGAUGCAGAUCCAGACUCCAGAAUUCGAGACGAAACUUCGAUCCAUGUCGACGUAUACGACAGAGCAGAACCAGGUGCUUCCGGGAGUUCAUCUGGGUUUCUUUGCCGUCCGAGCCCGUGUCAGCUCUGGGUUUGAGGUCCUGGUUCGAAAGGGUGCCCGCCAUCUACUUCCAUCCAUGCCUCUUCCGACCAAGGCUCUCGAUAAGUGGCACGUGCAGUUUCUCAGGAGGUUUGAGAACAUGUCUGUUUCCAAUGUACUCCAGGGUUUGGAGGAGGCGGCCUCACUGCAACGAAGCGCCCAAGAGACAGAGUUUGCAGGUCAGCUCUCGGACACAAUCAAAGCGCUACGGGAGUGGACGCAGGAGCUCCUAUUUAAAGACGCCGUCCUCAUGUCCACCAUCGUUCGCGUACCCUGCCGAGAUGACGGAGGGCAGGCAGAUGCCACCAUGAUCGCGAUGCGACUGGUGAUUCCCAUUCACUCGGUACUCUUGAGUCAAAACUGUGAGCUUGUGCCUCUCGGCUUCUUUAAGAUGCUCCAAGUAUCGGCGCAGUUUCGACAAGAGUUCACCCGAGACGUGCAUCAAGAGUUUGGGCAUGUUGCAAAGCUCGGGGACGGGCGUGAAGAAUCUCAACCCAGCUGGCACGGACGGUCAGCCAAGUUCUGGCCGUUUGGACGGAUCGACAGUUCAGUGGCGACCAAGUCAAACAGUGGGAUCAUGGCGACAGUGGGCGGACGACGAUUCUCGUUGCCCGAUUCCACACGGUCUGGUUCGACGAUUAACCUUUGGCCGUCUGGUAAUGUCAACCGGACAAGGUCGGUGGACUCGGCAGAUGGUUCGGGCACAUAUCCGGCAGCACAGGAAGAUGAAGCUCAGGCGACGCCAUCGUACGGGGGAAUCAUGGUGUUUCAAGAAAUCUCGAUUGAUGUUGAAGAAGGAAAGGCAAGGGGAGAGGCAGGCCCUGAAUCUGACGGCUCCGGCGCCGUCAUGAUCGAACCGACCAAGUCGAAACCAUCGCUGGCGGCAGGGAUCGAGCUACAAUUGAUGGGCCAUGUCGGAAGCAAUGUGCACGCGGGCUCACAGGCACUGGUGUCUAUCGACAUUGCGGCACGUAAGGGAUUUGUAGGCCCUGCAUCAUCUUUUGUGGAUAUACUAUUUGCUGAAACUGUUGAGAGC